AGAAGAUUUUGUGGCUUCUGAGAAUAGUAAGAUUGAUCGAUCUCACGACCUUAGCUGGAGACGACACUCCUUCUAAUGUUAAGUAUUUGUGUGCUAGAGCUAAGCACCCUCUUUCUUUAUCUAUCAGAGAUAAGCUUAGAGAAGAAUUCUAUGAUAUUGAUUCCCUCAGUGAGUCCUUAUCCAUUCAUUGUAUCAUAGCCACUAGAGCCGUUUGCGUUUAUCCCUCCCAAGUUUCUACAUGCAAGCAAUACUUGACUCAAAUUGGUGCUGAUGAUAUCGCUAUCGCUUCAGGUACGUGGAUUCCUUCAGGUGUAUAUGAUGAAGUUUCUGCUAUGCGACUGGCUUGCGGACCCCAAGUUCAUUUGAAAACAAUCUUAGCAGCUGGUGAAUUAGGCAGCUAUUCGAAUGUGUAUGCUGCCUCCAUGACUUGCAUGAUGGCCGGCGCCGAUUUCAUCAAAACUUCAACUGGGAAAGAGUCUACGGUUAAUGCUACUCUCCCAGUUGCCCUAGUUAUGACAAGAGCGAUUAGCGACUUUAAGGAGACUACUGGCAUCAAGGUUGGCUUCAAGCCCGCUGGCGGCCUGCGUACCUGGAAGGAUGCUCUUGCAUUUUCCAGCCUGGUAUUUAUGAAGCUUGGUCCGGAUUGGAUGGUUCCCGAGCUUUACCGCAUUGGAGCCAGUUCCCUUCUCAAUAGUAUAGAGUCUCGUCUCUUCAGUCUGCUUAACAAUGGUAGAGAUCCUGCCGCUCAUCAACUUUCCUUUUUAUAG
Protopolystoma xenopodis is the source of this 767-nucleotide messenger RNA. The record is from the annotation of a GenBank genome assembly. Lineage: Eukaryota; Metazoa; Platyhelminthes; Monogenea; Polystomatidea; Polystomatidae.